Vollenhovia emeryi is the source of this 6275-nucleotide messenger RNA. RefSeq lists its product as uncharacterized. The transcript is spliced from 7 exons. NCBI's taxonomy places the organism in Eukaryota, Metazoa, Arthropoda, Insecta, Hymenoptera, Formicidae. The coding region runs from base 797 to 5209 and encodes 1470 amino acids. The record is from RefSeq and is a predicted model, not a curated record. Gene Ontology annotation, molecular function: guanyl-nucleotide exchange factor activity.
AAUGCGCGACUGUGAUUAGUCAAUUUCUUGAGGCUUAGGGUCAUCGCACACAAAAUUGCAUAGCUGCACGUGCAUAGCAUGAAAACCGUUUGAACCAAUGAACAUCGAGCACUGAGUCGCCAUAUUGAUUUACAUAACGCGCUCAUUGGUCCAGACGGUCUUGUGCUAUGCAUAUGCAACUAUGCAAUUUUGUGUGCGAUGGCCCUUAGGGUUCAAAUCUCUAUUGUAGACUGGGACUCGUGUAACAUUUGUCAUCUUUCGCGUGUAUACACAGAUCGAACGGAGGCCGCAUUCUCGGGGAAACGCCGGGUGUUCGAAUCGGGAUUAGUGUACGCUUGGCAGAAUUCUCGGAAACCUCCGUUGGUCCGCACGGGAUCGUCACCCUCGGCGAUUUUCGCCGGUCGCCGACGCCAGUCGCGGGCUUCGUCCUGUCGCGUGCGACGCGUACGGCGCGCAUCAUGGUCGGCCUGCCCGCGAUCGCUCACCCUCCUCGCCGAGUUUUGGCGCGCCGCGCCGCGUCAGCCGGUGGUGUCAGUCGCGCUCCGUCCGGCGCGCGCGCGUACGCCUCUCGUCCGUCGUCGGUCCGCGAUCGUUCACCCUUCCCCGACGGCGAUACUUUCGGCGCCGAAGGACCAUGUCAGUCGCGAUCGGCGCACGCUCGUGGCCGCGUGACCGCGUCGUUCGGCACGGCCUGGCGGGACGUCGCGCGAUGUGACGCGCGAGACGGUCGUGUGCGGUGCCGCGUCGCGCGAGUAGCAGCGUGGGUUAAACGUCGACGUCGCGUCGCGUCGCUGCGAUGGGCAGCGAGGCGGACGCGGAAGCUGCGAGCGUCCACGCCGUGGACUCCGACGGCUCGGUUAGCUGGGAGGACUUUUUCGGCACAAGCACGGAUCUAGUCCCGCAACUGCUGGGUAUGUUUGACGAGUUGGCGCGCCGCGGCGACGGCUAUGAAGGCGAUCGCGUGGUCCUACCGUCGUCCUGCAGCGUGCCCGCAGUCCUGCAGAAGCGCCUGAGCAUGGUACCAGUCGCCCAUCGAGGCUCCGUAUUCGGUCAGCUCUGCACAAAUGGCGACUUAGCCAAGCCUGUGCGCCAGGACGUGCUCAAGAGCAAGAGGGAGGAGGGCGAGUACGACGAGGUCGUCGAGGUCGUCGCAGACGUCGCCGAUAACACCAUGGUGGAGACGGUGAUCCCGGUAGCGGCUUUGGAGCACGUGGGAAACGGGGAGAGCAUUGGGAAGCCAAUGUACGAGAGGCGGGAGACCAACGGUCUCACCACCCCGCUCAGGUAUAACAGGCGACGCAGGAAUGGCGGUAGACCGCUCUCUGGGAGCUCCAUCGCGUCCAGCACGUCUUCCAGCAGCUGCAGCAAUCAGGGCAGCAACACCUGCACCGCCAAUCCCUAUCUGGCGUCCGUCGAAUCCCUCGCCGACACCUGCGCCAGCUCCCAGGGUUCAGCGGACAGCGGAGUCGUGACGGUUUCGGAAGCUAGUUGUCGGAUGUUGAACGACGACAACGGGCCGAGGAGGGACAGCGAGGAGGAUCCUCUGUGCCAUAGGCCGCGCUACUGCGAUCCGCAUCGCAAUCCCGUCGAGAGGGUGCUCCUUGAGAUCGUGGACACGGAGGCGAUUUACGUGGAGCAUCUGCGUCAAGUUAUUCAGGGCUAUCUCAUAUUCUGGAGGGACAAUCCGUCGUCGUUCGCGCGUCGGUUGCACCUCGGCGAUCUGUUUAGCAAUAUCGAGGAUAUCUUCGAAUUUAAUAGAGAGUUCUUGUGGGAGAUAGAGAAAUGCGGUCUGGAUCCCGUUUGCGUCGCGGACACAUUCAUCAAGCAUAAUUCGGGAUUCAAGGUGUACACCGAAUACUGUACGAAUUAUCCGAGGACAGUCUCGGUGCUGACCGAUUUAAUGGGCCAGGAAGAGACCGCGUCCGCCUUUCGCGAACGGCAAGCGGCUCUGAGGCACGCGCUGCCGCUCGGGUCCUUCCUUUUGAAGCCCGUCCAGAGGAUCCUUAAGUAUCACCUGCUUCUGGAGAACCUAUCGAAGGAGUACGACGCUGAUUGUGAUUCGAGAGAGAAUGAGGCUGAAGGUAGAAGUGCCAUCGAGGCUGCGCUCGCCGCGAUGACUGGCAUUGCGAAACACAUCAAUGCUAUGAAGAGGCGGCACGAGCACGCCGUACGUGUUCAAGAAAUUCAAUCGCUUCUGUACGGUUGGUUGGGACCAGACCUAACUACAAGUGGCGAAUUGGUCGCGGAAGGUCGCUUCAGGAUGCGAGGGGCCAAGGCCCCGAGGCACGCCUUCCUCUUUGAUCGGAUGCUUCUUUUGACGAAGAAGAAGGAGGAUGGUCUUCUUGUCUACAAAGCUCAUAUUAUGUGUUCAAACCUAAUGCUGAUUGAAAGUAUUCCGGGAGAGUCACUUAGCUUUCACGUAAUACCUUUUGAUAAUCCUCGGUUGCAGUACACGUUGCAAGCACGCAAUCUAGAACAAAAGAGAGAAUGGACGUUACAGAUAAAGAGAGUGAUACUAGAGAAUUAUAAUGCGGUUAUACCGUCCCACGCGAGACAGUUAGUGUUACAAUUGGGUCAGACGCAGCAAGAAGAUGACGCGUUGACGGAUAAAGGAUCGGCGAAGAAGCACUCCGCCCCGCCGGAAUACUUGGAGAAGCGCAAGCAGGAGAGGGAGAGACGUAGAUCCGAAACUGGUCUGAGGCACAGGUUCAAAAAGGGUGUCAGGAAAUCCGAUACUACAAUGGAGGAUUCGCCUGCAUCGUCCCGUAAAAAUGACAAUGAAGACGCGAAUGACUCCAGGGACUCAACUUUGAACAGGUCUUCGGAUGUACGCACUUCGAAAGUUAAGGAUCGACUCACCGGUUGGAGACGAAAGUCCGAGCCUGGCUUCCAGUCGUACGUCUGUCUCAACCAUUCGGACGAGGAGCAAAAAGAAGAAGCCGCUGGCGAUGCUCAAUCCACUACGAUCGAGACCGAAGAGGCAGUCGAAAUUCCUACGGAGGAAAAUCAGACGGUGACAGCGAACUCCUCGCCACCGGCUGAAGCCAAAGAAAAUAAUAAUGAACAACACGCUAAUCCGGCGCAAACGGUGGAGGAGAUCGUCGGUCACAUCCUCAUGCAGAAUCAAGAGUUCCAGAAGCUAUUGGAGAAACAACGGACCAGCAGCAUCAUCAACGUGCGGCAUCAACGCUUCAAUAAACGUAUCUCGGCAGAUACGUCGGACGAGAGUGAUUCGGAGAACGCUAACUAUAUCACCAGCUCGACCAACAACAACAGCAACAACAGAUUAGGACGCGCUCGGGCAACACAUAGAGAGCAGCGACUGAUCAGGACGAAUAACGCGUGGAAUCUAUUGUCCUCGGCACCGGCGCGAGAAAACCAGCAGCCACUGCAACUCCUCUAUGAUAACCUGAAGACUACUCAGAAAUCGACGGAAACGAUCGCGCAUAACGGCAAGACGAAUCAUUCGCACGAAAAGCAGGCGUUCUUCGAAACGUUCAAACGACAAAGCAUCGUCACGGAGAAUAAAGUGAUUAAAACAGCGCUGCGUAUCCGCGAGAAUUUAAUGUUGGCGGACAACGAGGAGACCGUCGUAUCGUCCCCGGCAACGUGCGCGUUAAAUCACCAGGCGGUAGAGCGAAAGGAAAUCAAUUCUAUUUUAACGACAGAGCGGAUCGAAAAGGAUGGAGCGGAACGGCGUAACGGUGAGAGGAGCGACGCGAAUGAUGCGGGAGACGCCGAGUCCAAAGGCUUUGGCAACUAUGACAAUCUGCAGCACGUCUGGGAAGGUUUGCAGACGGUGAAGGGUGACGUCGACGGUAACGACAGUCCGACUCGGCCCGCCGUUUGGCUCACCAAGUUGUGCGAGGGUCUGCCCACCUCACCACCUAAGUGUGGCUCGCUACCGCGCAGUUUCCAGAUAAGUCCAAACUCCCAGCCGACGAACGUGACGAAAUCGCGCUUCCUGCAGCGAGACGGCAAACCGAUGAGCGAGCGACCGUUCACGAUCGCGUCCGACAAGCCAGCAGAGAUCAAUCUGGAAGACAUGGAGAGGUACGCGUCCACGUGCCAGCCGGAGGGUAGAAUUGCCAAAUUCCCCAUGCCCGCCGCCUCGACGAGCUCCAGUUCGACGUUCUUCUGUUCGCUGGAGGAUACACGAUUGACUGACGACACUUACUCCGACGUGCGAUCCAUAUCUACCAGCGAUAGUGCGAAUAUUCAUCCCGAUCAUAAGAUCUAUCGGGCGAAUGGCAACAGCAGCGGCAGUACGAUUUUCCGGAAUGUCCUCAAGGCUGGCAGCCGUUUGCAGGGUCGUCUGAGAAAUACCAUGAGCACAGAGACGCUCGAGUGCAACGACGAGGUCGAAAGAACACGCUAUUUCCGCUCAUUGAGCGGAGGCAAGUAUCCAAAGAGACGGACCAAGCAUGCAAAGCAGCAUGCGAGGGAAUUGUCCUCGGACGUGGAAGAAUUGGUGAAUUGCUCGAAUGAUCAACGAGUUCCCCAACUCUACUACAAGCAAGGCAGCUCUAGUCUGGGCGCUAGAAUUGCCCAGUCGGAUUAUGCUGAUCCAAAGAUCCUCUUUACUGAGAACAAACGUGCACACUCCUCUUCCGUUGAUAUUAAUCAGUCCAAGAAGACCACAGAGUCGGACAGGAGAAACUGCGAAGAGGAGACGGGUAGCAGCAAGGAUAUGGAGCGUCACGAGAGCGAGACGGACAGCUUCUACGAGAGGAGUUUCGAGACCAUCGAGAAUUAUGCGGACGCUGACGUGGACGAGGCGUUCCGGGACAGUGCAAUAUUCAGCGAUGUCGAUGAGGUAUUCGUGAUGCGGCAGUCGACACCGAUAACGGCAACGACGAGGACGACGACGGCGAUAACUACUACGGCGUUCACGGCGAAGGCGAAGAUCGCACCGCCGGUACCCAUUAAGAAGAAGCAGGAAUCAUCGGCGAAAUGCAAGCCGAGCGUUGCACAGAAACCGGAUUACUUGAAGAUGAAGUCUCUAUUGAAGGCGAAGGGACAUGCCGGUGAUUCGGAGGCCAGAGUUACUGCGAGACUGAUGAAUGUGACUCAUCAGUCACUGAGUAGUCCUGCGAAUGAUUAUAAUCGAAACACCGAGAUGGAUAGAGACGAUGUUUCCGCGGGGCAGAGUCAGGCUGGUUGGGUACGGAAGAUGGUAGGUCAACUGCAAGGUCAAGUCGAGACGUGAUCUAUACUUUUGGAUAGCCUACAGGAUGAGGAUUGCAUGUCAAAAGUCAAUAGAAAUCUCGAGUCAUAAUCGGCGUAAGUCGUGUGGAUAAAAGUGAAGCAAAUAUUCUUGUCAGAAAUAGAGAAGGUAUAAUACAAUGUAUCUUAAAUUAAUUUUUUUUAUGAGCAAUUUUAUGAGCAUUUAUAAUGAGCAAUUAUACUAAUUGUAAGUGCAAAUGAUGACUAGCUUGCUUUAGUCACCACGUAAUGAUAUAAGAAUGCUAGCUAAGGAACUUAAAGAUUUAAAUUUAUUAAAAUUUAUUCAAAUAGGAUUUUAAUUUAUUAAAAUAAGGAUUUCUCCUUUUUUUUGUAACGAUUGGAAAUAAAAAUAGAAAUAAUUUUAUAAGAAAACGUAUAAUGUGCAUGCGAUUGAAGAAAAGAAAUUAAAAAAACGAAUAAUUUAUUCGAAAUAUAUGCAAUCGACGGUAGUUAUUUUGUUAUGCAAUAAAAACAAUCCUUUAAUAUCUCUAUUUUUAUAUUGAUAUUUUUUCUGUCAUUAAAUGAAAGUAAAAAUGUUUGCUUCGCUUUGUUCAUAUAAUCAUGGUGCCGUGAUGUUGGGAAGCUAAUUGGAGUCCUAUUUUAAUAUUUUUCACAUGUGCCUGAAGAAUAACAUUGACAUAACGUGAUACCAUUAUUAUAUAAGAAAUUUAUAUUUUAAUGUGUGGUUGAUGCGCGCGUAAAUAAGAAAAACGCAUUUAUGUUCACGUUCGUGUUAUCGUCAUAGGAACGUAAAAAAUUAAUAUUCACUAUAUAGACUGUUGUAUGUUAAGUAUUGUUUGAUAUUACUUAUGUUAUAUAGAGCGGAAGUUUUUAAUUAAAUGAAGCAUUUAUGAAGCCAUUUAGCGCUGUGUUUGAUUGAAAAAAAAUCAUCAGUAAACUGUAAUUUAAGAGAGAAUUUGAAAGUGCACAUUUUCGUGUCACCUAAACAAAUUUUAUUCUCAAUUAUUUUCUAAUAUUGUUUCUGUAUGUAACUGUGACUUCUUACGUUGGCGUGUUACCAUAAUCAAUAAUUAAAACAUUGGCAACAA